Colletotrichum higginsianum IMI 349063 is the source of this 1515-nucleotide messenger RNA. Its product is annotated as Cellulose-binding protein. Gene Ontology annotation, molecular function: hydrolase activity, hydrolyzing N-glycosyl compounds. The transcript is spliced from 2 exons. The coding region runs from base 1 to 1515 and encodes 504 amino acids. The record is from RefSeq and is a predicted model, not a curated record. Lineage: Eukaryota; Fungi; Ascomycota; Sordariomycetes; Glomerellales; Glomerellaceae.
AUGUCCCAGACAACCGACUUCCAGACGUUCCCCGACAAGCCCAGAGUCUUCGUCCUCACAGAUAUCUCCAACGAACCCGACGACGCCGAGUCUCUCGUCCGCUACCUCCUCUACUCCAACCAGUUCCAGACCGAAGGCCUCGUCGCCGUUUCGUCGACAUGGAUGAAGAACAAGGUCUGCCCGCAGGACAUCCACAAGAUCCUCGACGCCUACGCCGGGGCCGUCGACAAUCUCAACAAACACACACAUCCCGAAUUCCCAUACCCGUCAGCCGAUAGUCUGCGAGCGCUGGUCAAGUCGGGCCCACCAGUGUACGGCUUUGCCGGCGUCGGCGCCGACAAGCCCUUGACCGACGGCGCACAACUGCUCCUCGAGAGGGUCGAGGCCCCCUCGCCAGAACCCCUCUGGGUCCUCGUCUGGGGCGGCACCAACGUCCUCGCCCAGGUCCUCCUGACCAUCCGCGACAAGCACUCGGCCGAGGAAGCGGCCAGGCUGCGCGCGAAGCUGCGAGUCUACACCAUCUCCGACCAGGACGACACCUCGGCCUGGAUCCGCACCCAGUUCCCCGACGUCUUCUACAUCUCCUCCAUCCACGGCUGGAACCAGUACGGCCUCGCCGCCUGGACCGGCAUCUCCGGCGACAAGUACUACGGCUUCGACCAGGGCGGGCCCGACUUCUCAAAGGUCUCGAAGCCGUGGAUCAAGGAGAACAUCCAGAUCGGGCCCCUGGGCUCGGCGUACCCCGACUUCCUCUUCAUUCCCGAGGGCGACACGCCGACGUUCCUCUACCUCAUCCAGAACGGCCUCGGCGACCGCGAGCACCCCGAAUACGGCUCGUGGGGCGGUCGCUACGCCUUGACGGACGCCAGCGACGCCGGGCAGCGGGGGAGGCACUACAGCGACAUGUCGGACUCGGUCGUCGGCGUCGACGGCAAGACGUACCGCUCCAACCAGGCCUCCAUCUGGAGGUGGCGCGAUACCUUCCAGAACGACUUCGCCGCCCGCAUACAGUGGUCUCUCAACCCCGACGUCGCCUCCACGAACCACCACCCGAUCGUCAUCGUCAACGGCUCCCGGACGCUGGCGCCGCUGCACUUCGAGGCCGAGGCCGGAUCGACCAUCGAGCUGGACGCGUCGCAGACGUACGACCCGGACGGCGACGACCUGGUAUUCAAGUGGUGGCAGUACCGCGAGCCCAGCGCCACGCAGUGGCUGGUGCACUUUGAGGUCUCGGAGCUCGGCAUCGAGAAGCUCGACGCCCAGGGGAGGAAGAUCCGGGUCACGGUGCCGGAGCCGGAGAAGUCGUGCAUGGACCUGAUCAGCCGGCAGCCCCUGGCCAGGGGCCAGCUGCUGCACCUCAUCUUGGAGGUGACGGACAGCGGCACGCCCGCUUUGACGAGCUAUCGCCGGGUGUUGAUCCAGGCUACGAAUAAGGACCUGAGAGGCGGGAAGCCGCUGAAGGAAGGGGAGGAGUUGAAUGCCAUCGGCGACGCCAUGAAGGACUACACUGGCUGA